AUGGAGCUCUGGAACUCCACCUUGGGAAAUGACUUCACAUUAGCGGAGAUUCUGAAUGACAGUGGGGUUCCCAAACUGCUUUUUGCCACAAUUGCUGUCCUGUACAUGUUGGCCCUGACCAGCAAUGGCCUGCUGCUCUUGGUCAUUAUAAUGGAUUCCUGGCUCCAUGUGCCUAUGUACCUUCUACUUAGCCAGCUAUCUCUCAUGGACUUGAUGUUUGCAUCUGCAGUUUCUCCCAAAAUGCUUGUGGAUUAUCUGCAUGGGGAGAACACCAUCUCCUUUGAAGGCUGCACCUUUCAGAUGUUAGUAGUUCUCACUUCAGGAGGUGCAGAGGACUUACUACUGGCGUUCAUGGCCUAUGACAGGUAUGUGGCUAUUUUUCAUCCUUUGCACUACAUGGUCCGCAUGAGGCCAAGGAUAUGCUGGCUCACAAUAGCCACAUCUUGGAUCCUGGCAUUCCUGAAUGCUGUGAUACUCACCUCAUAUACUAUGCACUUUCCUUUCUGUAUGUCUCGGAAAAUCAGGCACCUACUCUGUGAGAUCCCACCCUUGGUGAAAUUGGCCUGUGCAGAUACCUCCAUAUAUGAGCUCAUGGUAUAUGUGAUAGGUGUGAUCUUUCUCAUGCCUACCCUUGCUGCUAUCCUUGCCUCUUAUACAUUUGUCCUAAUCGCUGUCCUUCACGUGUCCUCAGGUAAGGGAAGGAAGAAAGUCCUCAUCACAUGCUCUUCUCAUCUGACUGUGGUAGGAAAGUACUAUGGAGCUGCCAUGUUGAUGUACAUCCAGCCCAAUUACUACCAUAGUCCCCAACAGGACAACAUUCUCUCUCUAUUUCAUAUUAUCAUUACUCCAACACUGAACCCUCUUGUCUAUAGUCUGAGAAACAAGGAGGUAAUGGAAGCCUCCAGGAGAGUACUGGGGAGAUUCACUUCUGCCCAGAGAUGGUAG
Panthera uncia (snow leopard) is the source of this 945-nucleotide messenger RNA. Its product is annotated as olfactory receptor 2AG1-like. Gene Ontology annotation, molecular function: olfactory receptor activity; G protein-coupled receptor activity. NCBI's taxonomy places the organism in Eukaryota, Metazoa, Chordata, Mammalia, Carnivora, Felidae. The coding region runs from base 1 to 945 and encodes 314 amino acids. The transcript has a single exon. Gene Ontology annotation, biological process: G protein-coupled receptor signaling pathway. Gene Ontology annotation, cellular component: membrane. The record is from RefSeq and is a predicted model, not a curated record.